Messenger RNA from Striga asiatica, 2679 nucleotides. Lineage: Eukaryota; Viridiplantae; Streptophyta; Magnoliopsida; Lamiales; Orobanchaceae. The record is from the annotation of a GenBank genome assembly.
AUGGAGGUCGCCAACAAUUCAUUUACCAAGCUCCCGGACGACAUCGUUUGCGAAAUCCUCAAGAGGCUUCCUGUUAAACCCCUUUCGAAAUUCAAGUGCGUUUGCAGAUCAUGGCUGUCCUUGAUCUCCAGCCGACGAUUCAUCAAAACCCACCUCAUGAAUUCAAUAAAAGACCCAAAUUCCACUCACCACAGGAUUAUCCUGCACUCGCGUGGCCGUUUCAAGCACAUUUCAGCCCGAUCCCUGUUGUCCGAGUCCGUUAUUGAUUGCCUUGACGUCGAUUUCUCGAUUCAUCAUUCACCGAGUAACGUAAUCUGGGUCGUGGGCUCUUGCGAUGGUCUGCUUUGUCUCGCCAUAAACAAAAAAGACUUGAUUUUGUGGAACCCAACCAUGGGAGUUUCCAAACAACUCCCCGAUUUCGGUGUGGAAAUAAUCUAUCGCAGUUAUUUUGCCUAUGGGUUUGGUUAUGACAAGUCAAACGACGAUUACAAGGUAGUCGGCUUUUUCAAAGGUAGUUGGGAUUUAUCUGAGGUGGUAGCGAAAGUCUACAGUAUGAAGACCAAUAAAUGGAAAGCUAUCGAGGGUUUUAAGGGUCGUUGGCUGAUGGAUGAUCCGGCCACCUUUGCUGAUGGGAAACUUUAUUGGAUUGCGAAUUCUGAUCCGGAGGAAUGUGGAUGGAACAUUGUUUUUCUUGAUUUGUCAACUGAGGAGUAUGGAGUUUUGGAGAUGCCGAGUUAUGUGAAAAGUGGGUUUUAUUCGAGGCUGGGGGUUUCUGAAGGGAGGCUUUUCGUGAUGUGCAGCCACACGAAUCGUGCAGAUGUUUGGAUUAUGGAUGAUUAUGUGAAUGGAAAUCUGAAGUGGGUGAAUGUGGUUACAAUACCAUAUGUUGAUGAUCUUUUGAGGUAUCACUAUAAUAAGGUGUUGUUCGUGCUCGAGAAUGGGGAAGUCAUACUUAUUUGUGGUUCGAAGCUCGUGGUUUUUGAUUCAAAGGAUUGCUCUUUCAGGUACCCAGAGAUUAGAAAUUGGAGCGUAAUUUUUGCGGCCAGCAAUUAUUUUGAAAGUCUAGUUUCUCCAUUAGGCAAUGCCAAGCUCGUGAACGGGGACUCGUCUCCAAACUGUGUCAGCCCAUUAGAAUCUCCGACAUUGCAUGCUUUUCAUAGUGCCUGUGUCCCUUCUCGGGAAAGCUUCAAUUGCAUUCUCGAAAUUGUAAACCGCGUCAUCAUAACUGUUCCUAUAGUCCCUGAUCACCGAGCCCAUCUCGUUCGGGCCCCUGGCUCAUUCUUCGCCAGGGAAAGCCCAAUCCUCGCCAGGGCAAGCCCGGCCCGUAUAGAAACUUCUACUAUAGUCGCCAACAAUUCAGUUACCAAGCUCCCGGACGACAUCGUUUGCGAAAUCCUCAAGAGGCUUCCUGUUAAAUCCCUUUGGAAAUUCAAGUGCGUUUGCAGAUCAUGGCUGUCCUUGAUCUCCAGCCGACGAUUCAUCAAAACCCACCUCAUGAAUUCAAGAAAAGACCCAACUCUCACCCACCACAGGAUUAUCCUGCAGUCGCAUGACAGUUUCAAGCACAUCUCCGCUCGAUCCAUGUUGUCCGAGCCCGUUAUUGAUCCCCUUGACGUUGAUUUCUUGAUUCAUCAGAGUAACCUAAUCCAGGUCGUAGGCUCUUGUGAUGGCCUGCUUUGUCUCGCCAACCAAGAAGGCUUGAUUCUGUGGAACCCAACCAUGGGAGUUUCCAAACAACUCCCCGAUUCAAACGACGAUUACAAGGUGGUCGUCUUUUUCAGAGGUAGUUGGGAUUUAUCUGACGUGGUAGCGAAAGUCUACAGUUUGAAGACCAAUAGAUGGAAAGCUGUCGAGGGCUUUAAAGGUCGUUGGGUUAUGGAUGAUCCGGCCACUUUCGCUGAUGGGAAACUUUAUUGGAUUGCGAAUCCAUAUGUGGAUAAGGAACAUGGACGGAACAUUGGUUUUCUUGAUUUGUCAACUGAGGAGCAUGAAGUUUUGGAGCUGCCGAGUUAUGUGAAAAGUAGGUUUUAUACUAAGUUGGGAGUACUUGAAGGGCGGAUUUUCGUGAUGUGCAAUCACAUCAAUCGGGCAGAUGUUUGGAUUAUGGAUGAUGGUGUGGAUGGAAAUGGGACGUGGAACUAUAUAAAGGUGUUGUUCGUGCUCGAGAAUGGGGAAGUCAUGCUUCUCUGUGGUUUUAAGCUCGUGGUUUUUGAUGCAAAGGAUUGCUCUUUCAGGUACCCAGAGAUUAGAAAUUGGAACGUACUUGUUGAGGCCAGCAGUUAUUUUGAAAGUUUAGUUUCUCCAUUAGGCAAUGAGCGAAACAAUAGCCAGACAGUUACUCGUCAUAUUCGUCAGCUUCUCAGCCACACUCGUGAACGGGGACUCGUCUCCAAGCUGUGCCAGCUCAUCAUUACAAUCCCCGACAUUGGUUAUAACGGCACUCAGCAUGCUUUUCAUAGUGCCAGUGUCCCUUCUCGGGAAAGCUUCAAUUGCGCUCUCGAAAUUGUAAACUGCGUCAUCAUAACUGUCCCUACAGUCCCUGACCGCCGUGCCCAUCUCGUUCGGGCUCCCUGGCCCAUUCUUCGCCAGGGAAAGCCCAAUCCUCGCCAGGGCAAGCCCGGCCCGUAUAGAAACUUCUACUACAGUGGGGACAUCACAGUUGUCCCCGUGCAGGCGUAG